This is a messenger RNA of Ilyonectria robusta, 7501 nucleotides long. RefSeq lists its product as uncharacterized. The coding region runs from base 187 to 7215 and encodes 2342 amino acids. The record is from RefSeq and is a predicted model, not a curated record. The transcript has 2 exons. Lineage: Eukaryota; Fungi; Ascomycota; Sordariomycetes; Hypocreales; Nectriaceae.
CACCAAACAAUGCAUUUGAUCUGUCGACUCCAGACUCAAAAGCCUUGAUUCCCACUACUCAACUCGCGCCCUUGCUCUUUGUUUCCUAGUCCAUCUAUCAUCACUUGCGCUCCUACUUAGCGUGGCUGCGGCGCCGACCGCAUUCUUCUCUCCGCCGGUCUCCAUUCCUCACAUCCAUACCCAAACAUGCAGUCGUUGGAACGAGACACCCCUCGAGAGCUUCGAGAGGAUGAAUACUCUCUGAGACACCAGCAGUCCGUCUCUUCUGACCUUGGCUUCCGGGCCCUGGUACCAAUGUGGGACAGUUCUGAUCCCGAACGUUGCCCGCCGCCUCUGCCUCUUAACCCGCAGUCGCCGAAGGGCUUCACCUCGCGAGCCGGCACCUCUAGUGCCAUCCAGUCUGCGCACGCCGCGCUUAGCGAGCGCGCGCGCGAGAGCGCCCUUGUGCCGUCCCUCAUGAAGGGUGGCUCACACCGCCGCAUGCAGUCGAUGCAGCCCUCUUCAGUCAGAGAUCUCAGCUUGAUGAUCGAGGGAAACAACAGCCCAAAUGUGUCGCCCACCCGAUCACCAGAAAAGUUUGCCCGUCCGCAGACACCCGUUCGAUCCAGGGACGAGGCCCGGUACAGGGACGAAGCCCGGUACAUCGAUAGAGAAUCCUCCACGGGCACGCCAACCCCAGGACCGAGCCUGACUCCUAUCUUACGACCUACUGUUCGACGACCGCCUCCUCAGAGCAUCCUGGGCGAGAACACCCCCCCACAAUCAUCAACUAUGCUUGCCCUGCAAAAUAUGGGCCAGCAGCAGCAGACUCCGGCAGCUAAGGAGCCUGAGGCCCCCUUGACCAACAUUACCAACGGUUCCUCAGCUGUGGGUAAGCACCCGCAAAAUCUUGAUCUGCUGUCGAACCAGAUUCUCAGCCUCACAAGUAUUGCAACAUCUCUACAGAAGGAGAUGUUGCAGCUCAGCCGAAGAAGCAGAGACAACGCCACUGAUCUGCUCAGUCUCAAGGAGGCUACUACGACGAGAGAUGAAGAUAUUCGAAAGAGUUUGAGAGAGCUCAUCAGCACUGGCAGCGAUGGGAGCUCCAGAUUCUCCUCCCGGGAUCCGUACCCAACAUACUACCUGGACAACAAGCCGCACAAUAUAUCUCCCAAUACUGCCAGGUCUUCCGCUUUCCAACUGCCUAGAAUCCCUUCUCCCAAGAGUUUCAUUGAUUCUAUUGAUCGAGGUUCCAUGAGCACCCCUUCUCUUGCUGGUUCCGAGGCUCCCCCCUCUGUCGCCCUCCUGGAGAAGAUUAUCCGGGAAAUGGGCACCAAGGAGGGCCAGGACUCUCUACUUAGUCGUCUGAUCGAGGUCUCCACCAAGCUCUCGGGAAUGGCCACCGCGACCAAAGUGGAUGAACUCGUCCAACAGAUCAGGGCCCAGAGCGAGCAAGCAGUUGUGUUGAACGCAAAUGUGAGCAGAAGUCGAAACUUGAGCUUCGACGACGAAUCCAGCCAAACAUCCGCUCCCGAGCGUCCCAGGAGCGGCCCGGUGCUGCAAAGAGUCGAACAUCUCAUGAAGAACGAGAGUCGAAGAAAUUCCGAACCUUCCUCUGGUCGAGGUGCUGGCCUUCUCAACGAAGACCUCAUCAACAUUAUCCGCUCCGUCAAGGACAGUGUGGCCCAAGGAGGUGGCCUCACUGCGGAGGUCAAGGCUCUUGUCCGAGAACUCCGUGGAGAGGUUCUGGGCAUGGGCCGGGAAAUCGGCCGAAGACUCGAGCAGGCGGCUUCCCGGAAGCCGGUCGAGGAACACGAGAGCCCAAGCAAGGACGAAGUUGCUCGUGUGAUUGAUGAAGGCCUUGAGCAGAUGAAGGAUCAGCUCAACCACGUCCUCCGGGAGCACAGGCGUCAAUCUGCUGCAUCAACCAACACGCAGAAGACCGCUGUCGACUACCAGGAGAUUUACAACGCCAUGCGUGCAGCGCUUCAAGACAACGAAACUGCCCGAGGCAACAUGCCCGACUUCAGCAGAGAGGAUGUUAUCGAGGCUGUCAAGGAUGCCUGGGAGAACUACAAGCCCGAGAUUGAAGUCCAGCAGCUUGGCCUCGAACGAGAGGAGGUUCUGGCCUGCCUCAAGGAAGGCCUCCAAGAAUACGCCCCUCGUGAUGAUCGUCCCCCUUCUGCGACAAGGGAUGAAGUUUUCACAGCUGUUGUUGAAGGCUUGAGGCACUUCGUUCCUCCCCAGGUUGAGACCCCUGCCACCUUGUCUCGAGACGAGAUCAUUGAAGCGGUUCGGGAUUGCCUAGAGGAGUUUGAGUUCCCAGUGGCUGCGUCAGCCGUUGGAUCCAGCGAAAUUACCCACGAAGAUGUGGUCCACGCCGUUAGAGAGGGCCUCCAUGAUCUCGAUAUUUCCUCAAGUCGGGCCCUGAUGCCGGCACCGUCCAAUAAUGACGAAGUAACUGCACGUCUCCACGAAAUUGCAGAGUUCCUUCAACGCGAGUUCAAGGCCGUCUCCGAAGAGGCCAAGGAGAAUGUUGCGGCCAACGGUCGUGAUACAGAGCAGGUUCUCGACGCUACGAAGGAUGGUUUUGAGAGCCUUCGGGCAGCCAUCGAGUCAUACGUCGAUCGCGCCACUGGAGUCGCUGGUCAGGAGGAGUUCAUGGAUGGCCUUCUGAAAUCCCUGGAGGAUUUCAAGGAGGAGAUUGCGGGAAUGGUUACCGAGUCCCACGAAGAGGCUCAGGAGAAGCUCCAGACUGAGCUCGAGGGCCUGCGUGAAGUUGUCAACUCCUCCAUGGUUCCUGCCCCCCCUCCCGUUUCCCACUCCAAUAACCAGGAAGUUCUUGAGGCCCUCAACACUGGAUUCAACAACUUGCGACAAGAGAUCCUUCGACCGCGAGCCGAGACCAGCGAGAUCCUUGACGCCCUUAAUGAUGGCCUCAACGAUCUCCGCGCUGGUAUGGACCGAGUUACCAACAAGCCUAUGGACUUGACAGCAAACGACGAAAUCCUUGAUGCUCUCAAGGUCGGUCUUGAUUCCGUUCGGACAGACAUUGAAUCCAUUCGUGACAACAAUGAGAAGGCUGUGGUCGCACUGGAUGCACCAGCUGACACCGCCAACGACGAGCUUCUCGAUGCUCUCAGGUCAGGACUCGAUUCCGUUCGCUCAGAUAUUGAGGCACUCCGAGAGAGCACUGCCGAGAGAGCUGUGGCAACAGUUGAUCAGCCAGACAACAGCAAUGAGAUUCUUGAUGCCCUGAAGCAUGGGCUCGAUUCCGUUCGCUCGGAUAUCGAGGCACUCCGAGAGAGCAGCCAUGAGAGAUCGGUGGCCCCAGAUGAUGACAUUGGUAACGAUGAAAUCCUGGAUGCUCUCAAAACCGGCCUCGAGUCUCUCCGCUCAGACAUUGAGACACUCCGAGAAACCAACAACGAGCGAGCAGUUGCUGCCGUUGAUACACGCUCUGAGACUUCCGAAGGCUCCGAUGAGAGGAUCUUGGAGGCUCUUAGGUCUGGGCUCGAGUCUGUCCGCGCAGAUAUCGAGACUCUGCGAGACAGCAAUAAUGAGCGGGCCCUCGCCACAGUUUCGACUGAAUCUGAACCUGAGGAGUCUGUGGUUCCCGCUGAUAUGCUAAGACAAGACGACAUCAAGAACCUCGAGGUUCUGAUUGCUCAACUCAGUAACAAGGUCGAGGCCAUGGAGCCAGAGACUGAGAGCAUCCAGAAAGAUGAUCUCGGCCGUGUGGAAGAGAUGAUUCGCAACGUCCAGGACGCUGUGGAUGAACUUAGUUCUCGAGAGCCUGUCACUACUGCACGUGCUGUUGAAAACGACGAAUCUGAAGCCAGCACCCACAAAAACGAUUUUAGUCGCAUGGAGGAGAUGAUUCGCAAUGUCCAAGAUGCUGUUGAUGAACUCAGCUCCCGAGAACCUGUCACUACCACGCGCGCCAUUGGCAAUGAUGAGUCCGAAGACAAUGCCCAGAAAGUCGAUUUCAGUCGCAUGGAGGAGAUGAUUCGCAAUGUCCAGGAUGCUGUCGACGAGCUUAGCUCCCGAGAGCCUGUCAACACCACGCGCGCCAUUGGCAACGACGAGUCCGAAGACAACGCCCAGAAAGUGGAUUUCAGUCGUAUGGAGGAGAUGAUUCGCAAUGUCCAAGAUGCUGUUGACGAGCUUAGCUCCCGUGAGCCUGCCACUACUGCACGUGCUAUUGGAAACGACGAGUCUGAAGAUAACGCCCAGAAAGCUGAUUUCGCUCGCAUGGAAGAGAUGAUUCGCAAUGUCCAGGAUGCUGUUGAUGAACUCAGCUCCCGAGAACCUGUCACGGCUGCUCGUUCGGUUCCAAAAGACGACUCUGAGGUUAACGGCGAAGAUGCUGCCUCCAAGGACGAUGUCGUGGCCAUUGAGACGAUCUUGCGCAACACUAAAGCGCGCCUGGACGACCUUAUUGAUGGUGACCAGGCUGUUCGCAAGGAGCAUGUCGAUGCCAUUGAGACCCUUCUUCUUGAGACUCGUGAAUCCUUGGGAUCCCUCAGCACCCAGGUGGAUUCCGCCGCGAUCAAGGAGGAGAUGUCGAACCUUGAAACUCUCAUCACUCAAGUCACUGCUGGGCUUGACGAGAUGAAGGAGCGUGCAGACAAGGAGAGUGAGAACCCCGACAAGGUCACCAAGACGGAUGUCGAAGCUGUUGAGGCUCUUGUCCUUGAACUCAAGGCCACAUUGGAUGGCGUUGCCAGUACUGAUUUCGCCACCUUCGCCAACAAGGAGGAUAUUACAAGCCUCGAGACUAUUGUCAAGGAGUUCCAGGAAAAGCUGGACACCACGGUUGACUCUCAUACUAAGGCCGUCGCGGUCCGAGACGAGGAGAUGACUGGCGUCGGUGAGCGUGUCACCGAAGUCAAGAGCUUCCUCGAAGAGUUCCAAGAGACCAUCAAGUCUAGACUUGAGGAGGGAUCGACCGGGGUCGAGUCUCUCGGCAAGCUUCUCGAGACCAUGGGUGAGAAGAUCGACAAGAACGAUAGCGUUGGUCAGGACCUCAAGGAGAUGUUUGAGACGAUGAAGACUGAGUUCGAGGACUCCAAGGCUGUCGUUUCUGGCGUCAAGGUUGAAUCAAAUGAGAAACUCGAGGAGGCGACCACCAACCUCGGUACCAAGAUUGACGACAAGAUUGGCGAGUUGGUUGCCAAGUACGAUGAGCUGCAAACCAUGCUCGAUGAUAGGAGCAAGGUCAGCGAAGCUCGAGACGUCACGACAGAGGCUGCCGUUGUGGGAACCAAGGCCAUCGCCGAUGAGCUCAAGCUUCUCAUUGAUACCCUGGGAUCCACGGUUACCGACUCCCUGGAGAAGAUGGAGGAGGCAUCCAAGACUGUCUUUACCAGCGUCGAGGAUCUCGUGGCCAAGAAUGAGGAGAACCACACCGAAGACAAGACAGAGCACCAGCAAACCCGCGACCAAGUCACCCAGGCUCUGUCCGCCGUCGAAGGCCUCAAGGGAGAAGUUGGCGACUUCCAGCCGAAGAUCCUUGAGGCUGUCAAAGACAUUCUCCUCCUUGUCGGCGAGCAUUUUGAGCACUCCAGGUCUUCAACUACCGAUAUUCAGGACAAGCUUAUCGAGUCACAACCUUCAGAGGCGCUCAAGAUGUUGCUCCCUCCGGAGAAGUACGACAACACCGAGGUCCACGAGAAGCUUAACAAGCUGGUGGAGGAGAAAUACGAUGACGCUGAGGUUCGCGAGAAACUUGCCUUGAUCAUCGAUCAGAAAUACGACGAUGCUGAGGUUCGCGAGCGAUUGGACCGCCUCAUUGAGCAGAAGUACGAUGAUGCUGAAGUUCGUGAGAAACUCGACCUUAUUGUCUCACAGAAGUACGAUGAUUCAGAGGUUCGCGAGAAGCUUGGCUUGAUCAUGGAUCAGAAAUACGACGAUGCUGAACUGCGCGAGCGACUGGAUCUUCUCAUCUCACAGAAGUACGAUGAUACGGAUGUUCGUGAGAGGCUCGACGUGAUUGUGGGACAGAAGUACGACGAUUCGGAUGUUCGCGAGAGGCUUGACUUGCUUGUGGCACAGAAGUACGACGAUGCCAAUGUGCAUGAGAAGCUCGACGUAAUUGUGUCCCAGAAGUACGACGAUAUCAUUGUGCAUGAGAAACUCGACAAGCUUGUUGAGCACAACACCACUGCGGACCAGGCCUUCUCUCGCCUUGACACCCUCGACAAGGUCCACGCGUCCGUGGUUAAGACGGCCGCUGAUAUCUCCGAGUUCUUGUCCAACCAAACACAGCGCGUCGCAGAUGACCACGAGGACCGGGAGAAGACUCUUCGGGAGACAAUCGUUGCGACCGAGCGCAAACUGGUCGAGAAGGACCAUGUUGAGGCGUCGGUCCUGAGUCUUCGCAUCGAAGAGGCCAGACUCCGAGACAGCAUCACGAGCCUGCGAACGGAGCAAGAGAAUCUGAUCCGACAAAGGACCAGACUCACUGCCGACGUAUCUUCUCUUGAGACGGCCAUGCGUCUGCGCAAGGAUGAGUUGUACGAGAUGGAGGGCCGCGCAGAGACGCUGGAGCGCCGCAUCUUGGAGGGAGUCAUGGAUCACUCCCGCGUACUCCUCAUGUCCAAGGGCAACAAAAACGGCGACGCGAUGAGCCGCAAGCGAGUCAAGAAGCCUGCUAAUGACAACGAAUCUGCCCAAACUCCUCGCAAGCCGAUGGUGAACAUGGCCUUGGCGGCGAGGCGAAGCAUCGCGUCCUCCCCUGCUCAGGGCGGAGCCGGAAAUGCCAGAAGAAUCGUGUCGCUCAGCCAGAUUAAUAACAACGUGGCGUCGACUGGCUUCAAGAGGAGCCAGAGCGUGAGGACUCCUGCUGGCAGGGGCAAGGCCUACCGAAAGCGAAGCUGGGGUGGCGACCUCGAGCAGGGUUCUGGUGAUCUGGACAAGGAAAACGUGGACGUUGACGAGACCGUCGAGGAGGUUGACGAGCAAGACGCUCGUCCGACGACGCCAGAGCCGGAUCUUCCAGGUGACGACGACACGACGACGCUUCACUUAGGAGUCAACGAUGAUGGAGUCGACAGCGACAAUGAGACGCUGCGUCGGAGCAGUAGAGGUACCGUGGUCACCAACAGUACAGACAUGUACACCGAGUCAGAGGGCGGGUACACCGAGUACAGUGACACGGGGAGUGAGUGGACGGAGAGCGCGGUGGGAACCGAAGCCGGCGACGGCAAUGAGCUGGUGGUUUAUGGACGGUAGCGACCGUGAUGCGACGAUACAGUGAUGCGGUGAUACCGGGGUCUGGUUAAACAACUUGGGUUCAAAGGGAACACGGAGUCUGUGAUGAAAGCAUGCGUACGAGUCUGAAUCUGGAUUGGGUGUUUUGUUAUCAUUGACGGCAGAGACUGGAGCUAGACUGGGAAGUCUUUGGUUUCGUCUCUUCUCUUUGGUUGAGUUCUGUCUGGUCUGGUGUUUCUUCAAUUAUUAUUUAUAUUUUCUUUAUGAUUCACAAUGAAGAUUUACAAAAGUGUUUCAAAGAGUUCUU